UUAGACAAUGGUCCUCUAUUUCUUCGCGUUCUGUUUUGCCUAUCCCAAAAGAGAAGCCAGUGAAUUAAUAGAAGCCACUAUUAAUACGAACAUGAUUCAUAGGCUGCAAGAAUCCAAAACGUCCAAAUCCAACGAUGAGAUGCGUUCUCUCAAAAAGGUUUACCUUUCGAACAGAUUUAUCACAUGCAACGAUAAAUCUCAAGCAGGAUUUUACUUGCGAAAAUCUAGUACCAGUAGAAAAUGGAUUGUCUUCCUGGAAGGGGGUUGGUACUGCUACGACCACCACACCUGUCGGAAUAGAUGGUUGAGGCAAAGACAUUUCAUGACUUCGUCUCAAUGGCCAGAAACUAAAGAUGUUGGUGGAAUUCUUUCCCCUAACGAAUAUGAGAAUCCCUAUUGGUGGAAUUCGAACCACGUGUUCAUCCCGUACUGCUCCAGCGAUACAUGGAGCGGAACGAGAAAAGCUUCAAGGAAUGAAAUGUUUAGUUUCAUGGGUGCUUCUAUAGUCCAGCAAGUGGUUAGGGAUUUAGUCCCUCUGGGACUAGAGAAUAGCACGGAACUUCUUCUCGUCGGUAGCAGUGCAGGAGGGACGGGGGUUAUGAUCAAUUUGGACCCAGUGCAAGAACUAUUACAUCGGGUUCUAAAACUGAAUCACAUUACAGUCAGGGGUGUUGCUGAUUCCGGAUGGUUUUUGGACAGAACACCAUACGCACCAAAAGGAACCCCAACGGUGGACGCUAUACGAAAGGGGAUGCAACUCUGGCAAGGGAAAGUACCAAAACGUUGUAGACAAAUGUAUCUAGAUGAACCUUGGAGAUGCUAUUUUGGAUAUAGGUUGUACCCCACAUUAAAAGCUCCUCUGUUCAUAUUUCAAUGGCUCUUCGACGAAGCGCAGAUGGACGCUGACAACGUUGGAGCGCCAGUAACCAAACAACAAUGGGACUACAUUCACAAAAUGGGCGACGCCCUUAGGCAAAGUUUUGAAAACGUUUCGGCAGUUUUCGCGCCAUCCUGUAUUUCCCAUUCCAUCCUAACGAAAAGAGACUGGUUAAAUUUAAAAAUCGACGAGAUUUCUUUUGCCGAAUCGCUCCAAUGUUGGGAGCAGCGGCCGAUCAAAAGGAGGAUGCAUAAGAAGAAGUUCAUGAAACUGUAUGCCGAAGAAUCGACUUUGGGACAUCAGAAAUCUAAAAUUUCUCCCAAAAUGCAAACGUAUGAACUUGCUAACGUCACCAAAGACAACGUGACCGUCAAAUAUGAAGAAGAAAAUUCGAGACUCAAACAACUCGAUACAAACAAGAGGCGCAAGAACAAAAAAAGGAAAAGGCGAAGGAAUAAAAGGAGAAGAGGUUUCAAUUGUUUCUUAGAUAAAAAUCAACAGCAAAAUUCUUCUGCGAAUUCUGCGGCAAAUCAGCCUCUUCUUCAAACGUCAAGGUCCGAAAGGUCAGUAUUAAGGUCACAGAAACAUCCUAGAUCACGCCCUUGCCACGACAGACUGUUAGAAAGAUGCAGUUGGCCUCAGUGUAAUAGGUCGUGCCCCCGUUUACAUAACCCUUUCACAGGGGAAGAAAUGGACUUCAUCGAUCUCCUCAAAUCAUUCGGUUUAGAUAUGGAAAAUGUUGCCGACGCUCUCGGUAUCGAUUUGCCCACACUCAACAAUAUGGACCAUGGUGACCUCCUCAAUAUGCUUACGCAACAAACCAAUUGAAUACAAAAAUAAAAUAACAAUAGACUGCUGGGGACUGGUAUCUGUAUUAUCAAUUAGUUCUUUUCUCC
This is a messenger RNA of Agrilus planipennis (emerald ash borer), 1773 nucleotides long. RefSeq names its product palmitoleoyl-protein carboxylesterase NOTUM (gene Notum). The record is from RefSeq and is a predicted model, not a curated record. The transcript is spliced from 6 exons. Gene Ontology annotation, molecular function: hydrolase activity. The coding region runs from base 8 to 1705 and encodes 565 amino acids. Lineage: Eukaryota; Metazoa; Arthropoda; Insecta; Coleoptera; Buprestidae.